This is a messenger RNA of Ornithodoros turicata, 1317 nucleotides long. RefSeq names its product plasma alpha-L-fucosidase-like. Gene Ontology annotation, molecular function: alpha-L-fucosidase activity. The record is from RefSeq and is a predicted model, not a curated record. Bases 1 to 1317 code for a protein of 438 amino acids. Lineage: Eukaryota; Metazoa; Arthropoda; Arachnida; Ixodida; Argasidae. The transcript has a single exon. Gene Ontology annotation, biological process: fucose metabolic process; glycoside catabolic process. Gene Ontology annotation, cellular component: lysosome.
AUGGCUUGCCUACACCGUCAGCGAUACAAACCAGAAUGGAGCUCGUUGGACACCAGGAGACUGCCCGAAUGGUACGAUGAUGCUAAGAUCGGACUCAUCAUUCACUGGGGCGUCUACUCCGUUCCUGCAUUCGAGAACGAAUGGUUCUGGCAUUCGCUCAAGAACCAUGAAUCACACUCCAUGCAGUUCAUGAAACACAACUUCAAACCAGACUUCACAUACCAGGAGUUCGCCCCCAUGUUCACUGCCGAAUUCUUCGAUCCUCAGAACUGGGUGAAACUCUUCAGCGCAGCGGGAGCAAGGUAUGUCAUCAUAACAGCUAAACAUCAUGAUGGGUACGCACUAUGGCCUUCCAAGUUUUCUCCGAAUUGGAACUCUCUCGAUAUUGGACCGCACAGAGACAUUGUCGGCGACUUGGCGAACGCUAUCAGGAAAACAACUCCCAAUGUACGAUUUGGCGUUUGUUAUUCGAUUACUGAAUGGUUUCACCCCUUGCGUCUCGCUGAUAAGGAAAAAGGAACCAGACUUUUCAUCACGCACAAAAUCAAACCUGAACUCAUAGACCUGAUCGAAAAAUACAAACCGGAAGUCGUCUGGGCUGUUGGAGACUGGGAAGAAGACGAGUCAUACAACCGGAGUGCGGAGAUAAUUGCCUGGUUAUACAACGACAGCCCCGUCAGAGAUUCCGUAGUCGUGAACGACCGCUGGGCGAAGGGUACCAGGAACAAGCACGGAAAUGUCUGGACCGGUGACACCGAAAUGGACCCUGCAACGCUCAUUCCUCACAAGUGGGAGAAAGCUGAGCCACUGGACCGCUAUUCUUACGGGCACCGAAGAAAUGUUUCUGUUACGGACUACUUAACCAUUGAGGAGCUGCUCCUGGUGCUCGUAGAAACGAUCAGCUCCAACGGCAACCUUCUCAUCAAUGUUGGUCCCGAUAAGGACGGAACGAUCUCUCCGUUGUUCCAAGAGCGGCUUCUUCAACUGGGGCAGUGGCUGAAAAUCAAUGGAGAAGCAGUAUAUUCGAGCAGGUCUUGGAAGACCCCGAACGAUCCUGUGUCGUCGUUUGUCUGGUACACAGCCAGUAAGAGUGGAGAAGUCGUGUACGCAUUUGUCCUGCAUUGGCCGCCUGGUUCCGAGCUUUCCUUGGGUGGAGUACAGCUGGAGGAAGGUGCUCGUAUUAGGAUGCUGGGAAAAGACGAUGACAUCAAGUGGGUGUCAGCGGGGCAAAAGAUUGUGGUGCACUUACCCACAAUGACGAUUGAUAUGCUGCCGUGUCAAUGGGCAUGGGUGUUAAAGAUAGAGAGAAAUGUUUGA